UGUAGUGAUCACACCCAACACAAUUUCCCCAGUUUGAAAUUGACUCGUGCACGCGCAUCUACCAGCCAGUGUGAUCUGCACGCUUGUCCACGCGCUUGUAAGCACCUGACCACUGCAGGAGAGAGAUAGAGUGGAACUACUUUUGGUGUAAAACCAUCCUCUGCUCUUUAAACCUCCCUCUGCUCUUUAAACCUCCUGUUGAUCCACAGCUGUGCUUCCUCUGAGCAGGAUGACAGAUGUAGCGAUGUUUGUGUCGGAGGAUCAAACAGAGGACGGCGGCCUGCGGCGGGACUUCAGGCGGCUGACUCGGCUGUACUGCAUGAAUGGCGGACAUCACCUCCAGAUCCUGCCAGAAGGCACGGUGCAGGGGCAGAGGGAGGACAGGGACGAUCACAGUAAGGGCUGCAGCGCACUGCGCAUUUUACAUCCAGUUGUUUUAAAGCUCACAGCAGUGGACAUUGGUGUAGUGAUCAUCCAAGGGACAGAAGCCGGGCGCUAUUUGGCUAUGAGUGAUGAAGGACGGUUGUACAGUUCACCUGCAGUGAUGGAUGAAUGUUACUUCCUGGAAAAGCUGGAGGAGAAUCACUACAACACAUAUCGAUCGCAGAAAUAUCAGGAGGAGAACUGGUACGUAGCUCUGAAAAAGAACGGGAAACCUAAACUGGGUCCAAGGACUCACAUCGGACAGACGGCCAUCUUCUUUCUGCCCCGACAGCUGAACGAGUGAAGACACACAGACCUCAACUCACAUGGAUGUGAAGUGGCCGCAGGAUGGAUUUAUUUAUGCUGAAACAAUAAUGCCUUAUUUUGUUAUUUUAGCUGAAGGACAAACAUGAGUAAGGUAUUAAGAUAGUUGAUGGAGUGCUUAUUAUUAUUCAGGCAGAGACCAGCUACUGUUUCAUCCGAUUAUUCAUGUUGAACCAAAGAACAAUGCAUCAGAGCUUAAAGACUAGGCAUGGCAUCCAUUGAACACUAACACAACAUCCCAUUUGAUCUGCUAACAGGACAGUUUCAUCAACAGGCCACAACCAAUUCAUCUCAGGAAUGAGGAGAUAUGUUACAGGUAAAAUAAAACAAAUGAAGAAUUAAUUUGCAAAAACAGAUAACUCACUUUUAAAAAUGUUAAAAAAUGUUUCAAAAAACAUAUUUUUUCUAUUACUAGCUUUAGGUAUUAUCAAUCAGUUGAAGUUGGGUGGCUUUUACUAAGUCAAAAUUACAUUACUAAUUAGCUGUAUCUUAAAAAUGUAACUUUAUUAAAAAAAAAUUAUAUUCAAAGGAAAUGUGUUUUUUGAAAAAUUAUAAAAUCGGAGAUAUCUGGGUUUUUUUCAAAUGAACUCUUCAAAUAUGUUAUUAGCCUUUUGGAACAGUAUUGGUAUAUUUGAAGUUACCUCAAACUGGAGAUAUUAAAAAGUGUUUCCUGCCGUCAGUACAUUUCUGUAGAAAAAUGCUUGUUUUAGCUGUACUUGCAUCAUUUUAUUGUAAUUUACAAAGCAUUCAAUGAUGAGUACCACAGUCCUAACUUGAAUAACACAUGUAAUAACACAUGAUGCAUAAUCAUGCUGGCCUGGUUACAAGCUCAGAGUCCUCUGUAGUUUGACUCUAUAAUCUGUGCUUUGCUGUGAAGUGCUGCCACGAGUAGCUUAAGCCUCUCUGAGUGAAAAUCUGUGUUAUUCCACAUUUCCAACUGUUACACUGAGCUGCCACACGGUGCCACCAAUGUGUAAAACCUGCACCGAGCAUUCAUUUACAUACUUUAGGGCUGUCAAUCUUUCUAAUUUCAUGCCCCCUUCUCCCAGUGCCUUUGCUCCCUGACAGCAGUGAAGAAUAUUUGAAUACCACUUGUCUGGGGUGCACAGCAGUCAAUAAUCCAGAGAACUCAGACAUGAGGCAUUAAAAGUGACAUUUAUUUAACACUAAA
Messenger RNA from Notolabrus celidotus (New Zealand spotty), 1918 nucleotides. RefSeq names its product fibroblast growth factor 1a (gene fgf1a). Gene Ontology annotation, cellular component: cytoplasm. NCBI's taxonomy places the organism in Eukaryota, Metazoa, Chordata, Actinopteri, Labriformes, Labridae. Bases 230 to 727 code for a protein of 165 amino acids. Gene Ontology annotation, biological process: animal organ morphogenesis; fibroblast growth factor receptor signaling pathway; cell differentiation. Gene Ontology annotation, molecular function: growth factor activity; fibroblast growth factor receptor binding. The record is from RefSeq and is a predicted model, not a curated record. The transcript has 3 exons.